UGGAGGCACCAGGAGGCUCAGAGGGGUUUUGUGUGUGUGCCUCACCACUCGUGAUGCCAUGCAGGGCAGCACAGGAGGAACCUGCAGGGAUAACAGCAGAUGUUGAAAAACUAAACACGAACGCCAGAAAUGCUUCAGCUCAAGAAGCCUUCAAGAAAGAAGUAUCUUUUUCGCUUAUGUACACAUCAUUUUUGAAAGGAGACAAGGCUGACAAAAUAAAGGAGGCAAAUAAAAACUUUGCUAAAGAGCACCCUGAUUACAUGCAGCACAAAUUCACAGAUCAGAAGGCACCUUUCAGUCCUACCAUGGAAGAAGAAACAAAACAAUCUGGGGACAGAACUGGUGAGAAAUAUUGCCAUGGAUUUUAUAAGAAGCACCAGAAUAAAUGUGAGUAGAAAAACCUC
Molecule: messenger RNA, 404 nt
Organism: Vidua macroura (Pin-tailed whydah)
Lineage: Eukaryota; Metazoa; Chordata; Aves; Passeriformes; Viduidae
Gene: SPATA16
Product: spermatogenesis associated 16
Exons: 3
Coding region: 54-395 (113 amino acids)
Source: RefSeq, a predicted model, not a curated record